AUGCUUAAUGUUUUAAUGAGGAUGUUUAUAUUCAGAGGUUGAAGCACAACUCAUGUUUCACUGAAUGGAUCUCUUGAAGGUACAGAGUAAGAAACAACAGAAAAAUUAAUAGAAUAAACUUGUUGUGCAAAAUGAGAAAAGCUCACGUUCACUUGCACCCACCAUUAAAAUCACACGUAGGUUUUUCAGGAAGUGGUGAAAACUCCCCUGUAGUCCAUCUGAACACUUGAGAAAUGCUGUAAAAGCUCUCUAACACCUCAACUGAGUAACAACAGAAAUGUUCUGUGAGAUGAACCACUGGAUAUUGUGGCUGUCUCUAUGCCAUAUUUCACACAUGAGAGGAGAAAGCCUGUGCAAAAGUGAACUUUUACUAAGCAGUAACAUUUCUACUGAGCUCCAGUCUGAUGUCCUGCUGCCGUGUAACUUUAAUCCAACUCUCCUCGGAUCAGAUAAGACUGCAGAUAUAGCAGUAGUGUGGAGUCAGAGGAACACAACAAUACACCAUCUAGUGGAGAUCACGCUACAGGGAAAUGUGUUGUUUUGGGAUACUAAAGGUGGACGUAUCAAGACGUUCGCUAAGCUCUCUGAAUCAGGAAACUUCUCCAUCCUCCUUCAGAAAGUGCAGCCGUAUGAUCUGGGUCUCUACCACUGUGAGCUGUUUAACGGGACCGGCUGCAGAAUUGCGUAUCAGGAGCUUCACCUAAGUAAGUUGUAUAUUGGCAUGCUGCUGUAUGCUACUGAUUCAUGAUCUUCUGGAUACAGUGAAUAUACAUUUCUGUUCACAUUUCUGUAUUUUUUUUUUUUAGACAGAUGGACGAGCAUGAAUAUAGUGGUAUCUCUACCUAUAUGGCCCUUUAUAGCAGCAGGAGGAGGAGCUGUUGCUCUCACCCUUCUUGUGGUUUUAAUCUGUUUAAUAAAGUGCGCUUGUUCCAAUGCAUCAAAUAAUCACAUCUAUGCAAACUCAAGAUUUGAAAAAAGAAAUGACAAAGAGCGCGGUGAAGAGAAACACAGCAGCAAUCAGCAUGCAGCUAAGGCUAGAAAUAAGGUUGAUGUCAACAAGCCUCCAAACCACAGCAACAUCUACGCCAACAGCCACAUGGAAGCUGAAACGAUUUAUGCCAACCAGCCACACUGUAACUAACUAUGAGGUUGUAAAUGGAAAUGUAAUUUAUACAGUAUUCAAUGUGUACAGUACUCUGAAUGUUCUUGCACCCUCCCAUUAUUUAUGCAGAGAUUCUUGUACAGAUUCCACAGUCUAGUGGAAAGCCUUCCCAGAAGAGUGGAGGUUAUUAUAACAGUAAAGGGGGAAUAAAUCUGUAAUGGGAUGUUCAACACACAAUUGUGGGUGUGAUGGUCAGGUGUCCACAUACUUUUGCCCAUAUAGUGCAUAUACUUCAUGUUAAGGUUUGUAGAUGAGAACCAUUUUCUACUUCAUCAGUAAUAAUUAUGUUUCUCUCUCUCUCUCUCUCUCUCUCUCUCUCUCUCUCUCUCUCUCUCUCUCUACUAUCCAUCCACUCAUACCCCUAUCUAUUCAGAGCAUAACAACAUAGAAAGACAACAGUUUAAAUGAAUCAAUACAACAAUUGAUUAAUCAUAAAUGUAUUAUUAGAGAAAAAGGACAAACAACUGGUGUGCAAAAGUAAUUCAUAUUUUUAAACUGGUGAGGUGAUUUGCCUGUAACUCUGAUAGUUUGGAAAUUGUCCUUCCCUACAUCAUCACUUGUGACUUAACAGUAGGCCUCUUAAGAUUCUGAACACAGUAGGUCACAUAUUGAUCGUAGCAGAGUCAAUGGUAUCGUCAAAUAUCGAAUCAUUGCCUUAUAAUUGAAAUUGUAUUGUAUCGUGUGUAAGCCUGAGGUUUACACCCCUACUAUCCUUCCAGCUAUCCAAGUCCCCAUAAUUCCAUUCCCAUUGCUUUUACUUGAACAUAUUUUCAAUAGCAUGGGGUCAAAAUUGAAAUUGAAAUUCGAAUAAAACAUUUAAAUCAAAGUUUAUCACAUAAAGAAGUCAAUAUGCAGUUUUGAAUCAUUUGAAACUUUUACAUGCUUAAUAUUAGCAAACCAGUGUCUUCAAAAACAUGUUAAAUACUGUAAAGUGAAAUCUCUGAUAUCAUUUCUUUAGUGCCAUAUUUUAUCUUCAGCCUGUUUAUCAAUCAGGUAAAUAAGAUUUCAGCACACAUUACGACAUCAUGCCGUAACCAUGCACCUGCUACAGACUCAAUGCUCUUUGGCCUCUGACCCAAGAAUUACUGUCCUGUCCCCAUAUGGUAAACUCACUUGAUGGAGACGAGCUGAUGAAGUAAAACAUGAUAGGAGCUGAUGCUGUACUAGAAAAGAAUUUUUAUGUGAUUGUACUGUCUUGGAUUGUAUUUGAUUUUUGUUCCACUUCAUUCAAGAACUACAAACGUGAAUACUGUUUACUGAUUUAGUUGUGAUAGGCUCCAUGUGAUUUGGUCUAUCAUUAUUGAAGGUUACAUCGAGAAACUAUUUUAGAUUAUUUUGUGUGUCUUUGCACCCUGUUUGCCCUGUCUUACCAUGCCCUGAUGAAACAUUAAGGCUAGUGACAGGCUGCCAGACAGCAAAUACAUUCUAAAAUUAGACCCCUUACAUGGGGAACCAAGCUCUCCAUCUCCAUUACUCUCCCUUCCCCCUUCUCCUUCCACUGCUAAAUGACCUGGGGGCCAAGAAGGCAAAGAAAGAGCCUGAUCUUAGCACUCUCUGCUCACAUACCCGCUGGCGGGUCAAGGAAAGACACAUACACCAUCUACACACAGUUCUGUGGGUUUGCGCUGUGAUGGAAUCGAGUACAGGAAGUGGUUCAGGUGAGAAUGGCACUGGCGUGCUGGCACAGUUUGAACGAGCUCUGCGCCUUGUUGUACGUGAGAUCCACGUCGACGUCGCUACUUUCAAACGAAACGUAGAGCAGCGCCUGGAGGAGGCUUGUAAAGGUGCCAAACCCCUAGAGAACAUGGUUUCAAGGCUCCAGGAGGAAAACCAGCAGCUGAAGGAGAAGCUAGAGGCUCUUUCCCAAAUGGUAGACACACUACCUUGGAUAGUGAGCCAGUCAAGUUACCAUCCAAAUCCUGAUCUCCAAGUUCAAGCUCAGAUCCAAGCUGAGAGAUGUAGCCCAGGAACUGCAUCUUCCAUGGAGGAAGAAGAAACCUGUGAUCCAGCUGGAGUAUACUUACUCGGUGGAUCUGUGUGUGUGGACUCAGAGUCUACUUCCUCCAGCAGCUCCCCUUCUGCAUCCAUGGUCAGCACCAUUAACAUAGAUGCAAGUUAUGAGUCUAAUGUGUUAAGCAAAGAGGAAAAGGAGGUAGAAGAAGAAGAAGAAGAAGAAGAAAAAGAAGAAGGUAAAGACCCCUUAACUUCAGCUGGACUGGAGAAUAAACCUGAAAAAGAACAAGAAGUAGCAUCGCUGGUCAGUAAACAACAUGCACUCUCUGACUCUCUGACCAUCACAUCUUCUCAAAUACAUCCAAACACAGACCCUAGACCUGAAAGUCCUUUAGGAAGUGAAUACUCUGGAGUCUCUGGAUAUUCUGGAUACUCCGUAUCACAGGAUGUGAUGUCAUCAUUAUCCAGUCAGCAUGUGACAUCUGUGGCCAUGACUACAAGACAGCGUCCACUGACAGCUACGAGCAGAGCAAGAGAUCUGGCAGUUCAGAAGUCCAAGACUACAGAGACCCAGGAAAUGAAGUCAUCAAACAAUAGCCAAACCAUGUCCAUGGUUUUAAUGGAAACAACCCAGAAAUCUGGAGUUGCUGAAGGUUUUUCAUUAAGCCCUACGUCUCCAAGGCCUUGGAGGAUACAACGUAGCCCACCCUCCAUUCUUACCAAACUCAUACCACCACCGCCUCAAUUUAGCCAUUCAGCUAUUGAAAUCUCCACACCAGAGCCAAACACAGAAUCCCAGCAUGAAUCUGAGGAGGGUCAGGAAGUUAUGACACCAGACAUCCAUAACUCUACAACUCAUCAGUUUCAUCAGUUGCCCCCUGAAAAAGUCUCACCAAAGACAGUUGCAGAAAAGUCUUCCUUUCAGAAUGAUAUUACUUUGGAGACACAGGAAUUGUCGUCGAUGAUCAGCAAUCUGGAAGCCACAGGAAAACCAAAUCUAAUGGCCAAUGCAGACACCAACCUAACAACUCCCAAAACCAUGCAAUUAACCAAUCAAAAUGCUGAUCUGCCUUUCAGCAAAUCAGCUUCAGAUACAGCUACAUCUGCAAAGAACCUUCAUGUGGCUCCUUUGCCUAUAUCAAAUAAUAUCAGUGCCACAAGGAAAUCCUCAGAGUCUACUUUUAGAACUGAACGCUUACUGUCAUCACAAGUUCUCCGGUCAACGAUCAAUGUUCAAUCAAGCUUGGGAUCCAUGACAGAACCCCAGCAACCAGUCAGCAUUAUGAACAUACCUCUAAGCCCUAAAUCUCUCAGAUCAACCAACCAAAUUCCUGCUCCAUUUAAACUACCAUGUACACCCGAGGCAACUGAAUCGCCAUUUAAAGCUUCAACAGUUGGCAAAGCUUCAGAAUCCAGUGCAUCUCUAUACAACCACCAUGCAGCCCCAUUCUCGGUGGCAUCUCCAAUAUCUGCUUGUUCUACAGGACAUUUACAGCCCUCCCUCAGAGAUGAUCAUUCUCCAGCAACCAGUUCAAUUCAACAUGCAGAUCCACUUAGUACACCAACACCAAACCAACCUACGAGUGGUUCAACUGUUCCUGUGAGCCCCAAACCUCUGAGGUCAUCCAACCAAAGACCUACACCAUUCAAGUCUCCAUCUACACCAAUUCCGGCAAUCAGAUCACACCACAGAAUUGUCCAUGCGGAAAAAAUGUCAUCAACCAGCAGUCUUUACGAGAAACAAGCAACUGUGAUUGAAUCUCAGGAACCUGUCCAAUCUGCAACAUCAAAUUUAAAUGUUCACAUGAGCCCCAAAUCUAAGGUUAAACCAACCAGGUUUAACCUAGAUGAGUGUUCUUCCACCAAACGGAACCUCACACCAUCUCCUACUACAAUGAAGAAACCGGUGUUAGCCGUACCAUCACCAGUGUCUGAUUACUUCUCUUGCCCAGACAAAAUAGAUUCACCUGACAGUAAUGGAGGUCAAGAGUCUUCCAGCAAAGUGACUCCUCACUCUCCUGUCCCCUCAUUCACACAAAAAAGUCCACAGCCUUGCAAAAGACUGACAAACCACAACCUUGCACAAAAUCACGAUAGCAGUCUUAUCAGUUCUCAGUCUGUUGUUCACCUAAACUCUGCUGAGACAUCUAGUAUAACCUCAGAGAUCAACCAAACCCAAUAUCCAGUUCAGUUCCAACAGGAAAUGAGGUCAACAGGGGACAGUUUCUCCCAUCCUCAGCUGUCCAUUGGUUCUCUAAGCAGACGUGCAGAUUCGCCAUCUGGAAGUGAGUACUCUGGCUACUCAUCAGUGUAUUCAUCCGUGUCUCAGGAAGUGAGGUCUUCAGUAAACAGUCAGCAUGUGACUUCUGCCCAGCCUAUUGCAAACUCUAUAACUUGCAUGAGCCCUAGACGUCAAAGAAAACCAGCCAAUCACAACACAGAGAAGUUGUUUACGUCAUCACAGAUAGAGGCCUCCACAGAAUCACGAGAAGGGAAGUCACGUAGUCUGUCCCGUGUCUUCUCACAGCCUCAGCUCUCCAUAAGUUCUCUAGCUAGACGAGCAGAAUCACCUACUGAUAGUGAGUAUUCUGGAUACUCCUCAGUUUAUUCCUCAGUGUCACAGGAAGUGCGAUCAGUUGUAGAUGCAUCCACAACCUCUGCAAUGCCCCAAGCACCUGUCACUUCUAUGAUUCGUAUGAGCCCUAAGCCUGUCAGGAGAUCAGCCAAUCCCAGCUCUUCUCUCCCUAACCCUUCCCCUCCACUAAAGUCAAAAGUGUUUGGCCAAUCAACAUUGAGUACUAAAUCAUAUCCCCCAAUGACUGAGCUUUCUACUACGUCUGGGAUGUCCCAGGAUGUGAAGUCGUCUCUCAGCAGUCAAUAUCCAGCCAUCUCAUCACCACAGCUGUCUGGUACACGCAAUAACCAAAUCCCACGAAGCCCCAAGUCCAUCAGCAGGUCUAGCAACAUUUCACAGCUUAACACUACACCACAUUUUAACCCAUCGUUUUUCAGCCAAUCAGCAUCUGACUCAACAGUUUCGAAACCAUCAACUAUCAUGGACCCUCCCAUCAGACCUGUGUCAGCAGUCAAGCCGUGGACCUCGAGCCAGAAGAUAACUACAAGUUCUCCUGGUUAUCCAGACAAGACUUCCAGCACGUUUUCUAAGCCAGCUCAUUUCUCUGAUUCCAAACCAGUCAAUGACAACUUCAUCAAGAAAUCUGACAGUGUGAAUGGUAAAGAGAGUUUGGCAGGAUCACAAACACUGCAGAGAAACUUCCAGAGCAAGCAGGCCUUGUUUCAGGGAAUGAAUUCUGAACCUAGCAGUGAUAAGAGCGUGGAGUCGAGACCUAAACUGAGACGAUCUCAGAGCUUCAAUACGUCCAGCGCCAGCGGCAUUAAACAGCUCCUGCUGGAGUGGUGCCGCUCCAAAACCAUCGGCUACCAGCACAUAGAUAUCCAUAACUUCUCCUCCAGCUGGUCUGAUGGAAUGGCCUUCUGUGCUUUGGUGCACUCCUUCUUCCCUAAUGAGUUUGACUACAAUGAGCUGAAUCCUGCACACCAUAAACAUAACCUCGAUUUAGCCUUCUCCACCGCUGAGGAGAAGGCAGACUGCAUUCGGCUGAUCGAGGUGGACGACAUGAUGGCGAUGGGGUCCAACCCUGACCCCAUGUGUGUGUUUACAUAUGUGCAGUCCCUUUAUAACCACCUCAGGAGAUUUGAGUGAUCGCUUCCUACACGAGGCAUCAUUUCUCUCCGUUCUCAUUAGGGUUACAGGCUUGUGUUUGUAUUUCUUAUUUGUUACUUCUGCCAUUUUGAAAAUAUUUUUGCUCAGUUAGGUACCAAGCAGGUUUGGUAAGGAGUAUAAAAUAUGUCAGGGCAGAUCAUAUAACACAGAGUAUAACAGAACAUCACAGUGUGUUUUAUUCUUCUGAUAUCACAGCAAUCUGCUAAUAAUUACAAUUUUACAUUUUUAUAAAGAACGACACAUCAUACUUUUUACCUGUUUAUUGUUAGAUUUAAUGUUUUGGAAAGUCCACGUAAGAAGUUCCUGUUAUCACUUACAGAUCCUUCUGAAAGUAUUGGAACAGCUAGGCCAAUUCUAUUAUUUUUGCUAUAUUUUGAAGACAUUUGGGUUUGAGAUCAAAAGAAGAAUAUGAGAUGAUGGAUCAGAAUUUCAGCUUUCAUUUCCUCAUAUUUACAUCUUAACACACGGCACCUUUGGUGGCAGACCACCCAUUUUUAGGUGAGUAAAAGUAAAAAUAGUCUUAAAUAAAUUACAACCUGUAAUUACGCACAACCUGAUCCAUAUGUGGUUGUUAGUACACCAGUGGUUUCUUUCUUUUUCAGGACAUUCCAAAUUGUUGUAUUGGUUAUGCCCAAUGCUUGUGAAAUAGUUCUGAUUGAUUUUCCCUCUUUUCUCAGCUUCAAAAUGGCUUGCUUUUCUCUCAUAGACAGCUCUCUGGUCUUCAUGAUGGUUUAUCCUAUUUUACCAAAAAUUGCAGUCUUCACAGGUGAAACCUAGGGCUCAAACCAACAGCAGACAUUCAGAGCUAUUAAUUCUUUCAACAAUCAAUUUAACAGGGCACACCUGGGCAGCAAGAAACACCAGUCACGUGUUCCAAUAUUUUUGACCACUUGAAAAAAUGUGUGGGUUCAAACAAAAAGUGCCAUGUUCCAAGUUCUUUAACACAUCUAGAUGUAAAUACGAGGAAAUGAAAGCUGAUGUUCUGAUCCGUCGUCUCAUGUUCAUCUUUUGAUCUCAAACCCAAAUGUCUUCAAUGUAUAACAAAAACAAUAGAAUUGGCCCUGCUGUUCUAAUACUUUUGAAGGGAGCUGUAUGUUUUAGCAGUUAUAAAUAGUUAUUCCCUCACCAGCCUUGCUUUUCUCUCUCUCUUGAAGACAAAAAAUCUACAUAAAGCAUAAAUUCCCCUGUGUGGAAAACUUAUUUACAUUGUAGACUCCUUUCAUUAAUGUUAAUGAAAGGUCUCUUUAUGGAAAUAUUCACCAUAUAAACAAUUAUACAUUUUUAUUUCUUAACAUACAUAGUUAAAGAAUAAUUCAUUUAUAUUAUUAGCAUUCGAUUAUGUAGAUUGUCCUCCAUACAAGUCACUAUGUAAGUUGUUACUAUAGAAACGGUAACGUAUUAGAACAAGAGCGUUAAUAAUAACCUGUGAUUAGAAUUGUUGUUAUAGAAAACUUUUAACUUAGAACAACACCUUUUGACCUUAUUCAAGAAUUCAACAACACUGUGGUAUAAAAGUAAACAGUCAUGUAUUCUAUGUAUACUUGUCUUUGUAAUAGCAAGUAAAUGUUACAUCAUUAGAGAUGAUAUUGAAUGUAUAUCUUAGGAAGAUACGUCUUGAAUGAUAUGUCCUCUUGUAUGAUGCCAGCAUGGAACAGCAUAGUGUGGCUUAGAUGAUAUUAUACAGCUGGACUGAUGACAUAAUGUGUUAUAAAACUUUGCCAAAUUAUUAAGUCUUAUCUGCUUUAUAACGUACUUUUUUUCACAUUAUAUGUGCUGUUAUGUAUAUUUGGACAAAGCAGCUUUAUAAGUGAGAUAAACACGUGGACACAACUCGUGUGUCGUAACGUUGCAUUUGAUGUCACUUAUUACAAUAGCACUGAUAGUGCUGAGCUUUGAACCAUCUUCGUGCCACCUAUGCUGUUUUAUGUUAACACUCUUUGACACUGGACAGAAUUGUGAGAAUGUGAUAAAGAGGGAGCCCCUGACAUGAAAAAAGGAAAGUGUGUGUGUGUGUGUGUAUUCGAGGGAGAGGUUCAUCACAUUGUGAGGAAGAGGGAAAUUAUCAGUGGCUACAGGGGUUUUUGAAGAAAGCCGU
This is a messenger RNA of Ictalurus furcatus (blue catfish), 8955 nucleotides long. Its product is annotated as mucin-4-like. Lineage: Eukaryota; Metazoa; Chordata; Actinopteri; Siluriformes; Ictaluridae. Gene Ontology annotation, biological process: actin cytoskeleton organization. The record is from RefSeq and is a predicted model, not a curated record. Gene Ontology annotation, cellular component: microtubule organizing center; filamentous actin. The coding region runs from base 2607 to 6839 and encodes 1410 amino acids. Gene Ontology annotation, molecular function: protein binding. The transcript is spliced from 26 exons.